AUGAUGAUUUCUCUGUUUUGUCACAACUGGAGGAGGAGGAGGAUCUCCCUUGAGAUGCUGCUGCUGGUGCCGGUACUGUUUUUAUUCCCAAUGGCCGAAGGAGCGCCCUCCCUGACCACAGAGCAGCUGGACAUGGGGGUGGACUGGCUGAGUAAGUUUGGCUACCUCCCCCCUCCUGACCCGGUGACUGGCCAGCUUCAGACCAAGGAGGCCCUGACCAAAGCCAUCAAAGCCAUGCAGAAAUUUGGAGGGCUGAGGGAGACCGGAGUAUUAGACCAAGCCACGCUGGGUUUAAUGAAAACACCCAGAUGCUCUCUGCCGGAUAUGUCUGACAGCGAAGUGAUAACGGGACGCAGGAAACGAAGCGCCAACCCGCAGAACAAAUGGAACAAGCGGCAUCUGUCCUGGAGAGUGAGGACUUUUCCAAAAGAUUCGGCCUUGCUGGGCAGGGACACUGUCAGAGCCCUCAUGUAUUACGCCUUGAAGGUCUGGAGCGAUAUCGCGCCGCUGAACUUCCACGAGGUGGCCGGCAGCGACGCCGACAUCCAGAUCGACUUCACCAAAGCCGACCACAACGAUGGAUACCCCUUUGACGGGCCGGGGGGGCACAGUGGCCCAUGCUUUUUUCCCUGGUCACCAGAGUCUCAUGGGAUGGAUCUGUUCGCGGUUGCAGUCCAUGAGUUCGGUCAUGCCAUCGGCCUGGUCCACACCUCAGCCAUGGAGUCCAUCAUGAGACCCUAUUACCAGGGGCCAGUGGGAGACCCCCUGAAAUAUGAUCUUCCCUAUGAGGACAAAGUCCGCGUCUGGCAGCUCUACGGUGUCAGAGACUCGGUGUCCCACACCAAUCAGCCAGGAAACCCGGCCCAGACACCAGAGCCCCCCGUCCUGUUGGACCUCCCUGAAAACAGGUCCACCCCGCUGCUGGCACAAGAUGCCCCAGACAGAUGCAGCAGUCACUUUGAUGCCGUGGCCCAAAUACGAGGAGAGGCCUUCUUUUUCAAAGGGAAGUAUUUUUGGAGACUAACCCGGGAGAAACACCUGGUGUCUCUACGACCGGCUCAGAUUCAUCGCUUCUGGAGGGGCCUUCCUCCCAACUUAGACAGCGUGGAUGCCGUCUAUGAGAGGCCAGGGGACCACAAAAUUGUGUUUUUCAAAGGUCUAAAGUACUGGUUGUUUAAAGACAAUAAUGUCGAAGAGGGCUAUCCUCGUCCAAUUAGUGACUUUGGCCUCCCGGUGGAAGGAGUGGACGCAGCCUUUGUUUGGCUGCAUAAUGACAAAACCUACUUCUUCAAGGACAACAGCUACUGGCGCUACGAUGACCACCUGCGACGCAUGGACCUGGGCUUCCCCAAAGACAGUGCCCUUUGGAAGGGGCUGCCCCCAAAUUUGGAUGAUGCCAUGAGGUGGUCUGACGGUUCGUCCUAUUUCUUCAAGGGGAAGGAGUACUGGCGGGUGCCCAGCAGCGACAUGGAGGUGGAGGCGGGCUACCCCCGCCUCAUCGCCAAGGACUGGCUGCUCUGCACCGAGAUGCAGUCGGACUCUCCGGACGCGGAGGCCAAAAGCACCGAGACCAGGGUCAACGUGCACGGGCACCCGGACCACGCGGAGAACGGGUACGAGGUGUGCUCCUGCACCUCGGACACGGCCUCGCCUCUGGGCGCCCACCCCUCCCCGUCCCCCGUCUGGCUGCUGUCCUCCCUCUGGACGCUCUCACUGGCCCUCCGCUCUGAACUGCUAUGA
Menidia menidia (Atlantic silverside) is the source of this 1740-nucleotide messenger RNA. The record is from the annotation of a GenBank genome assembly. Lineage: Eukaryota; Metazoa; Chordata; Actinopteri; Atheriniformes; Atherinopsidae.